Molecule: messenger RNA, 1028 nt
Organism: Daucus carota subsp. sativus
Lineage: Eukaryota; Viridiplantae; Streptophyta; Magnoliopsida; Apiales; Apiaceae
Product: protein NONRESPONDING TO OXYLIPINS 2, mitochondrial
Exons: 4
Coding region: 116-391 (91 amino acids)
Cellular component (GO): mitochondrion
Source: RefSeq, a predicted model, not a curated record
ACUCAAACGAAAAGCAAUACAUUUUCUCAGAUCUUUAAGAUUCAUCUUAAGCCCUUUUUAUCAUCUCAAUUUAUCAUCUUCAUCAUCAAUCUCUCUGUGGGUACGCUUAUAUGUGAUGGCGUCGAAAUGCUGCAGUAGAUUAUUGACAAGAAGUUCAACAUCGUUCCUUAAAUCCGCCUUUAAAUCAACAUCAUCAGCAUCCGCAGCAGCUUCCUCAGCCAAAUCUUCCAAAUCCACUCCUCUCCGCCGUUUCUCUCUCUCCAGAAUUCCAUCGGAGUUAGGAGCGGUGCAGUCAAUGAUGCCACUGCAUAGUGCGGUCGCUGCAGCUAGGAUGACGUCUUGCCUCAGUACUGCUUCCAGAAGUUGCAGAGCUCUCUCUCAGGGCACAUGAUAUUCCAAAGCUUAAGAGAGAAUAUGAAAUCGAUGGAACGUGAUACAUGUUUGCAAUUCUAGAGAUGGACAUUGUAAUCCGGCUCCUGAAGACACUAGUUAUGUAGAAUACCCAUUUGAUUCAGAUCAUAAUACAAGAUACACAACUAAAUGAGCAUGAUUAGCUAGCCAUUUUAUUACUUUCAUGUUUUUACCUUUUGCAGUAGGAGUUUGUAUAAGCAAGUGCUUGAUUAAAGGUUUAUGUUGGAAAUGAUAAACAAUGUUUGAUGGUAUACUAUAGAAGCGGGUUUGGUUUGAUAUUUCACAUGGCAGCUUGAAAUGUUCUAUGAGUAGUUUCUGAUGCACGAUUUUUGUUUGUUGAAAUAGAGCUGGGUCUUUCUGUACCAAGGUGAAUGUAUCCACAGACAAUCUCCGCAACUUCAUCUGAAGGGAGGCAAGGUUUUGUAACUAUGGCAGCCAAUAUCCUAAUUCAUAAAAACAGCUUUAGUGUUAUACUGCUAUGAAACAAGUUCAAAUAUUGCAGCAUGGCUAGAUAAAUGUUUUGCUUUCUAUUAUGAGAUAAUUACAUACUAAUGUAAUAAGCUUGAACUUCUUCAGAGUAUAUUAAUCAUUUCCUUUAUGAAGUUUGGUUAACAUUC